Molecule: messenger RNA, 1882 nt
Organism: Cucumis melo (muskmelon)
Lineage: Eukaryota; Viridiplantae; Streptophyta; Magnoliopsida; Cucurbitales; Cucurbitaceae
Product: zinc finger protein NUTCRACKER
Exons: 3
Coding region: 365-1645 (426 amino acids)
Cellular component (GO): nucleus
Molecular function (GO): DNA-binding transcription factor activity
Source: RefSeq, a predicted model, not a curated record
CCCCCUAACCUUUAACUUUCUUCACCCCCUCCCCAAUAAAAAAAUAUGUAUUUUUUAUUAUACUAGUUUUGAAAUUAUUGAAAAAAAUAUAUAUUCAAUAAUCUAAAUAGGAAGAGAAAGAGAAAGAGAAAGAGAAAGAGAAAGAGAAAGAGAAGAAAGAUCCAAAUCUUGUCAAAUUUCUCUUCUCUUCUCUCUUUAUAACAUAUAUAUGAACACACUCCUUGCUUUGAGUCCAAACACUUUUACUUCUAGGUUUGUUAUAGAUUGUUUGAGAGUGAGUCAAAUAAUUAUACACUUGGAAGACAACAACAAAAAUCUUCUAAAAUAAGAUUAUUUGUUGUUUUGUUAAAAGAAGAUCAAGAAAAUGUCUGAAGAGCAAACAAUUUCAAAUGCUUUCAUUUGCAGCAUCCCAUCACUUGGAUCCAUCAACAGCAACAACAACAAUCCUUCUGUUAUUGUCAAGAAGAAGAGGAAUCUCCCAGGAAAUCCAGAUCCUGAAGCGGAAGUAGUAUCGUUGUCGCCAAAGACACUAAUGGCGACGAACCGAUUCUUGUGUGAGAUAUGUGGGAAGGGAUUUCAAAGAGAUCAAAACCUACAACUACAUAGGAGAGGACACAAUCUUCCAUGGAAGCUAAAGCAAAGAAGCAAUGGGAACAAAGAGCCAAGGAAGAGAGUUUAUGUUUGUCCAGAGAAGAGUUGUGUUCAUCACCAUCCUUCAAGGGCUCUUGGAGAUCUCACAGGAAUUAAAAAGCACUUUUGUAGGAAGCAUGGGGAGAAGAAGUGGAAGUGUGAGAAAUGUUCUAAGAAAUAUGCUGUGCAAUCAGAUUGGAAAGCACACUCCAAAACUUGCGGUACCAAAGAGUAUAAAUGUGACUGUGGGACUCCAUUUUCAAGGAGAGAUAGCUAUGUAACUCACAGAGCAUAUUGUGUAGCAUUGGCAGAAGAGACAGCAAGAUUAAAUGCAGCAUCAACCAAUAUUGCCAUCAACAACAAUUCAUUAGCUGAUGGUUACAUCAACAACAAUCCCCCUCAAUUAUUCUUCCCUAAUUCCUCCAACCUUUUCAAACCAAAUGAAACUUCCCCCAUCUUUUUCAGUAACAAUAAUGCUCCCACAAUAUCACUCCCUUUUUGGCUCCCAACAAAUCCUCACCAGGUCAAUAAUUUCCACUAUCCAACAACAACUACAACAACAACAACAACAAAUUCUGAUGUUCUUUCUGUUCCUUCCUUAUUCAGCAAUGAAGAACAACAAUCAUCCCAUCAAUUUAUGUCUUCAUCACCCAACAUGUCAGCUACUGUUUUACUACAAAAAGCUGCACAAAUUGGUGUUACAACUGAUCACCCUUCAUCAUUGAUGGAAAGUUUUGGUUUGAAAUUCAGUUCAAUAACUGAUGGCAAAGCCUUGCUUUCAGGGAUUUAUGGGUCAAUGAUAAACUCAAAUUCCAAUAAUGUUAUUAUUCCUCUUAGUGAAGAAGAUCAUCAUCAUCAUCAUCAUCAUCAUCUCUACUCUGCACCACCAGCAAAGAGAAUGAGACAUACUGUCAGUGAAGAGAGUGUUAAUGGUGGAGAAGGAGAAACAAGAGAUUUCUUGGGUGUGGGAAUGCACACCAUAUGUCAUCCAUCAACAGUAAAUGGAUGGAUCUGAUUUUAAAUUAGAUAAAAGUUUAUAGGGACCAAAAAGAGGGAGAGAUGAGAUCAAUGCAUAUUCUUCAGUUUGAGGAAAAAGACAGAAAGCUGAUAGCUUUUUGUGUUUUCUGAUUAAAGGGGCAGAGGAGAACAGAGCAAUUGGGGGGGAAAUUGAAAAGAAAAAAAAAAAAGUUGAAAACUUAAAAAGGACCCAUUUUGGAAAUCAUUCUAUGUUAUUUGUGUAUUUCUUGCAAUC